Messenger RNA from Meloidogyne enterolobii, 864 nucleotides. Lineage: Eukaryota; Metazoa; Nematoda; Chromadorea; Rhabditida; Meloidogynidae. The record is from the annotation of a GenBank genome assembly.
UGUGUAUAAGGGAACGAGCUGACAUAAAAUCUGAAAUCGGGAUGGCAGGAUCUCCGGUGGAAAAAAAAUUGAAAUAAAUCGAAAUCCGACUUUAGGGGUAAACAAAAUAAUAAGUAAAAAGUUCUCAUUUUUAAAUAAAUAAAUAAAAAUCCGAAAAUAAUAAUAAAAUAAUAAAUUAAUAUUAUUUUAUUAAAAUAAGUUUUAUUUUAAAUCAUUUUUAAGUAUAUGAAAGUUAAAUUUUAUAAAUUUAACUAAAUUUUAUAGAGCAAUAUAAAUCAAAAUAUAAAUAUGCUUCGUCGUAAAAAGCGUUCACCACGAAGUAAUAGAAGAUUAGCAAGAGCAAUAAUGAAAGCUUUAUUUACUGAUGAGACAAUAAAAAAAAUGGAUAUUUUGAUUGGUUAUUUAGUAGUUGGAUUUUCUUAUCUCAUGUUUAUUGCCAUCCCUAUAUUUGCUUACAUAUAUGAAAUUCACUGCGCUGUUCCUGAAUUCACUUGGUUUAGAAAUCGUUGGCCAUUUGGAGGACAAGAACAGAAUAAUGGAGGAAAUAACGGGGGAAAUAAUGGUGGAGGUGGGAAUAAUGGAGGAGGUGGAAAUAAUGGGGGAAAUAAUGGAGGAGGUGGAAAUAACGGGGGGAAUAAUGGAGGAAAUCAAUUCGGUCAACCAAUACAACCACAAAUACAGCCACAACAAAUGCGCCCACAAAUACAGCCACAACAAAUGCGGCCACAAAUACGACCUCAAAAUAUGAUUGCCCAACCUCGUCCACAACAUAACUUGCCUCAACAUCGUCCACCAAUACCAUGGUUUCAACAUCGGCCACAACAACAGGCCUCUUCAUUUGCCGAUAUUAGUUAUAUGUACUAA